AUGCGACGGCAUCCCCUGCGAUCUCCUAAUACGCCUCGGAAAAAUUCCAAUCAAACAAGCGGAGCGACGCAGACACCCAAAAGAGGGCCCUGUGGUGGCAAGGGAGGGCGUAUGGCCAAGGUGGCAGGAGAAGAACAUUCCGAGUCGAGCUCCAUCGAGUGGACAACUGAAUUGGAAUCGUCGCUGUCAUCCUCCUCCUCGGCGUGCGACUCCUACUAUGUUCGGGAGGUUUGGGCGAAUGACGUUGAAUAUGAGUUGCGAGUGAUGGAGAAGUUGGUGGAAGAGUACCCCUAUAUAGCAGUAGAUGGAUGCUUCCCGGGGGUGGUGGCAAGGCCCACUGGUCCGUUCAAAAAUGAUACGGAGAGAAAUUAUGAGAUUAUCAGAACUAAUAUGAGCCUCGUAAAAAUACUACAACUAAGUCUGGCAUUUUCUAAUAAGGACGGUGAAGUGGCUGGGCAUCCUGAAGACGUUCGAACGGCGAAUGGAAGUGACCGGCCUCCCCCAGCUUGUGUGUGGAAAAUCAAUUUUCACUUCGACGUUCGGAAGGAUAUUUAUUGCGCCGAGACGUUGAAGCUGCUGAGGGAACCUACAAAGAAGGGAGGUGCGGGCAUUGACUUGAAGGCGCAUCUGAAGCGGGGCGUGAGCGUGGAGAGAUUCUCGGAGCUGAUCACGGGAAGUGGCCUGGUGCUGUCGCGUGAUGUAACGUGGAUAACUGCGGCUGGUGGUUUCCUAUUCGCCGGAUUGGUGAAAAUGCUGUCCGGCCAGGCCCUACCGAAGGCUGAAGUGGAGUUCUCGGAGAUGUGUUAUGAGUACUUCCCUCACAUCUGGGAUAUGAGGGUCUCGUGGAGGAGGGGUUCUGCACGCAUGCGCAUCAUCGGAGAAGGCAAAUUUGGAGGUUGA
Molecule: messenger RNA, 900 nt
Organism: Perkinsus marinus ATCC 50983
Lineage: Eukaryota; Perkinsozoa; Perkinsida; Perkinsidae
Product: ccr4-associated factor, putative
Exons: 3
Coding region: 1-900 (299 amino acids)
Cellular component (GO): CCR4-NOT core complex; CCR4-NOT complex; P-body
Molecular function (GO): poly(A)-specific ribonuclease activity; nucleic acid binding
Source: RefSeq, a predicted model, not a curated record